UUUCCUGUUGCUAUAAGUCCCUCCCUUCGCACCUCAAAGGCCAAAACUCUGCAUUUGCUAGCUAGAAGUCACUCUACCCUUUGCAUUACUUUUUCAAUCAAUCACUGCUGUUCGAUCAUGGCAGCCACCAUCUCCACCGUUGGAGCUGUCAACAGAGCACCGCUGGCCUUGAAUGGCUCUGGCGCUGGAUCCACAGUCCCAACUUCAGCUUUCUUUGGCAACAGCUUGAAGAAAGUGAGCUCAUCAAGGUUCACAAACUCCAAGAUUUCAUCAGGGAGCUUCAAGGUUGUUGCUGAGGAGUACGAUGAGGAGAAGCAGACCGAAAAGGACAGAUGGGGAGGCCUUGUUACAGACAUGUCUGAUGAUCAACAAGAUAUCACCAGAGGAAAGGGUAUGGUGGACUCUCUUUUCCAAGCCCCCCGGGGAACUGGAACUCACAACCCCGUUUUGAGUUCUUAUGAGUACCUCAGUCAAGGUCUUCGUACGUACAACCUGGACAACAUGAUGGAUGGUUACUACAUUGCUCCUGCUUUCAUGGACAAGAUUGUUGUUCACAUCUCCAAGAACUUCAUGAGCCUGCCUAAUAUCAAGGUUCCUCUCAUCUUGGGUAUUUGGGGAGGCAAAGGUCAAGGAAAAUCCUUCCAGUGUGAACUGGUCUUUGCCAAGAUGGGAAUUAGCCCAAUCAUGAUGAGUGCCGGAGAAUUGGAAAGUGGAAACGCUGGUGAACCCGCAAAACUUAUCAGGCAAAGGUACCGUGAGGCGGCUGAUAUAAUCAAGAAGAAGGGAAAGAUGUGCUGCCUCUUCAUCAAUGAUCUUGAUGCCGGAGCUGGGAGGCUUGGUGGAACUACCCAAUACACUGUCAACAACCAGAUGGUUAAUGCUACCCUCAUGAACAUUGCUGACAACCCAACAAAUGUGCAACUUCCCGGCAUGUACAACAAGGAGGAUAAUCCACGUGUCCCCAUCAUCGUCACUGGUAACGAUUUUUCAACAUUGUAUGCUCCUCUUAUCCGUGAUGGUCGUAUGGAGAAAUUCUACUGGGCUCCUACCAGAGAAGAUAGGAUUGGUGUCUGCAUUGGAAUAUUCAAGACUGACAAUGUUCCCCAGGACGAUGUUGUCAAGCUUGUUGAUACCUUCCCUGGCCAAUCUAUUGAUUUCUUUGGUGCUCUCAGGGCCCGAGUAUAUGACGAUGAGGUGAGGAAGUGGGUCUCAGGUGUUGGUGUUGAGAGCAUUGGAAAGAAGCUUGUGAACUCAAGGGAAGGACCCCCAACUUUUGAGCAGCCAGCGAUGACAGUCGAGAAGCUCUUGGAGUACGGAAACAUGCUUGUCAUGGAGCAAGAGAAUGUGAAGAGAGUCCAAUUGGCUGACAAGUACCUGAGCGACGCUGCUCUUGGUGAAGCCAAUCAAGAUGCCAUUGAGAGCGGAUCUUUCUAUGGCCAAGCGGCACAGCAAGUAAAGGUGCCUAUCCCUGAAGGCUGUACCGACCCAAAUGCAGCAAACUUUGAUCCAACAGCUAGGAGUGAUGAUGGAAGCUGCUCUUACUGAAUCCUUUUCUAGCUUAUUCGGUGUGCAAGGAGCAGCACUUUCUAAGUCAUGAUGUGAGAUAACCAAAUCCUAUUGUUCCAUUUUCUUAAAUGGAUAUUGCUAUCCUCUGAUUUUGUGUCAUAAUUUACACUGUCCAAUAUUUAUUGGGUGCUAUGUUUUUUACCACCGUAUCCACGAUAUUUUUAUUCGCCUCA
Messenger RNA from Populus nigra (black poplar), 1739 nucleotides. Its product is annotated as ribulose bisphosphate carboxylase/oxygenase activase, chloroplastic-like. The transcript is spliced from 7 exons. Gene Ontology annotation, cellular component: chloroplast stroma; thylakoid. NCBI's taxonomy places the organism in Eukaryota, Viridiplantae, Streptophyta, Magnoliopsida, Malpighiales, Salicaceae. The record is from RefSeq and is a predicted model, not a curated record. Bases 118 to 1545 code for a protein of 475 amino acids. Gene Ontology annotation, molecular function: ATP hydrolysis activity; ATP binding; ribulose-1,5-bisphosphate carboxylase/oxygenase activator activity.